Molecule: messenger RNA, 743 nt
Organism: Didymodactylos carnosus
Lineage: Eukaryota; Metazoa; Rotifera; Eurotatoria; Philodinida; Philodinidae
Source: the annotation of a GenBank genome assembly
CGAACAAUAUCUUUUAAAAAAUCAUCAUCGACCAUACAUGAGAGUAUUAGCCACACAUUGCAGAUCGGCUAUUACGCAAGCUAAACAAUUCAAAUAUAAAUUUCAAAUUGAUGACUUGGAACUUGAUGAUCUGUCAUCCAAAAUGAAUAUUCUGCUUGACGAUUCGUUAGAAUUAAUGAACAACAAGCGAAAACAAAUCGAAUAAUGGAUAUUAAAUAAUCCAGUGGGCGAAGAAGAUGAUGAUAAAACAACAAGAACAACAUCGAGUAUUAAUAUGACAUCAUCUAAUGCUCAGUGUGUAGUUAAUGAUAGUUUCCACAAAUGAUUGUAAGACUCACCAGUUUUCUUUUUUUUGUAGGCACCAUGGAGAAAAAGCGAUAGUAUCUGAAACAGUGUCAGUUGCAUUUGAAACCGAUCUAUCGGAUGAAAAAACACAUGAAUUAAACGAAGCAACUGAACAAAAAAAUCGAAAAUUUCGUGAAGCAUUCAAACUAGUUGAAUUUAAAAAAAUGAAACGUAGCAAAAAACGUCAUCACGAUUCAUCAUCAUCUUCAUUCCAUUAUCAUCAUUCAAAACACAAAUAUCACAAAGACGAAUUGCAAACCUCAUCGUCGUCGGAACGACAACAAUCUGAACAUGACGAAUAUUCAAGUAAAAGGCUGCAUUUAUUGGAAGUCAAGAAUCAUCAACAAUGGAAAAGUAAAAGCAAAGAUGAAAAAAAAGCUGAGGAUGAUUCAGAUUAG